GUCUAUACCGCUAGCGGGUGGCAUCGAGAUGUCCUAUUAAUGUACCUCCCCUCGGCCAUGCGUCAGGAGACACCGUCAAACUGUGUUGACUCACACAUUCGCGCUGAGCGCGUUCGCUGUCAGUGGCUUGGCUACUCCAUGCUCAUUUCAUUGACGGGCUGAUUUUCUGUUUAAAUACUCGCAUAAACCUCGUGCCCUGACCUCAUUCUUGUUUCAAUUUGCAUUCCUCACCACUGCUCAGCAUAUGCUGCUAUUCCCAUCCGUGAUCCUUGGUCAUCAGGAGGCUGUUUGCACCCCCUGCAGUUAGUAUCGCAGCUGCUUACCAUAAUGAUAUUCCAUGACCGGCAUUGCAUUGCGGAAGUACAUCGGACCUUCAUAGUAUGAUUCGGGUUGUCUUAGUAGCGCAGGGGAACAUCCAGAUCAAAUCGUUAUAAUUGUUUUCAAUGGCCUCAGUCUUUACCUACGACCCGGACCCUCCUCGGGUUUCCUCGCCCUGGAUUCUGGCGGACGACGCAGAAAAUUCUCUGGCAUCAAGUGCAGCCGUGACUCAGACCGGUUUGCUGUCCGAGUAUGGCGUCACGAGGCUGGAUGCAGAGCCGCAGACUGGCCCGAUCGAGUAUAAGCUCCAUCUACUGCUUCGAUCAAGACGCAGCUAUGUGUACAUGAGCACGGUCGACCAGAAGCGAGAUAGGCUUCAUGCCCAGCCUGGAGACGGGUCGGCGCUGUAUUCGGCCUCUCCUGCUUCCUACUCGGCCUCUCCCACUCCUGCAACGUCGAACCAGCCACGCCAGGAACGGCUUCAGCGCCUUACGACGCAGCUGCUGUGGCGCCUGCAGCAGUCGUCGCCAUAUCAUGCGUCGAGCUCAAGAGAAGUGAAGAUCCCGAAGCUGCCUAAUGGCAGCGCAGAUGCAAAUUCGCCGGAUCUUUACGGCACCCAGAUUCCUGGUCUUGAGGAAUCGCAAGGAGCUCUAUACGAGAUAGGCGUUUCUGAUGACGGACAUCUUGUCGGCUUGGCCAAGGAUGAGCUGGACGAGAGCAUUGCGACUUUGAGAGUCAUGGCAGCUAGCCUCGGAUGCGGCGUUACUGUCCUGCGGAUGGUGAUUGUGGGUGAUUGUGAAUGGAUCGAAAUAGCCGAUCUCGGUGAGAAUGCUUCUCAGGGACCAACUCAGGUCACCAAACAGGACAAGCUCUGGGUAGCCGAGGCACUGAUAACGCCCAGCACUGAGCUACUACAGUCAAAAGAUGCCCAGCGUUACAACGAGUCCACUGAUGGAACUCCCUUGGAAUCUUCUGCGUCAACCACAGUGCCUGGCCAUGGCAAAUCUACGACACCACAGCUACGGGUUACCCUGACCGGGCCCAUAGCAUCGGGCAAAUCCAGCCUCUUAGGAACGCUAUCUACGGGCACUCUGGACAAUGGCCGAGGCAAGAGUCGCCUGAGCCUACUGAAACACCGUCACGAAAUGGCAUCCGGAAUGACCAGCUCCAUUGCACAGGAGCUCAUUGGAUACAAGGAAAGACUCAUUUUCAGCUUUUCCCAUCGCAAUAUCGAAUCAUGGCUUGACAUUCACGACUAUUCCAACAAUGGCCGCCUUGUGUUUAUGUCUGACUCUGGUGGUCACCCGAGGUAUCGACAUACAGUGUUUCGCGGACUCAUGAACUGGGCACCCCAUUGGAUGGUCCUUUGCAUUGCUGCUGACGAUGCUGAAAUGACGUCUCGAGCGCAUGACGUGACGGCACUGGCGCCAGACUCAGGGGAUACUGACUUGGUUAAGGCGCAUUUGGACCUCUCGCUCAAGCUUGACGUUCCAUUGGCAAUUGUCAUUACCAAGUUGGAUCUCGCAUCCAAAGUGAGCCUGCAGAAGACCAUGACCAAGAUCCUUGGUGCUAUAAGGGAUGCGGACCGCAUACCGAAACUUCUGCAGCCUGACCAACAGCCACGAGACCAGCUGUCAGAAAUUCCACAGACCGACUGGGACAAGGUGCAGAGCUUUGUUGGAACCAUAUCCGAGCACGGAGAUCUGCUGAAGCACGUUCCUAUUGUGUUUACGAGCGUUUUGAAAGGGGUGGGUAUUGGCCUUGUCCAUGCCCUACUCGCAAGCCUGCCUCUACCUCCAGCACCCACGCCACAAGGUUCCAAAGAAGCAAGCCCUCAGCUAGAGCAGCCGAGAAAUCUUUUCCAUAUUGAUGACACUUUCAGUUUACCAAGAUCGUUUGAUGAUUCACUAGCGAAUCUAGACGGAGUUAUUGUGUCCGGCCAUGUCCGUCUUGGCAGCUUCUCUAUAGGGCAAACCAUUGCUGUAGGACCAUUUUCGUCAGGCCUUGCGCUUGAUCGUGGUUCUGGAUCUGAAUAUCAAUCAUCGCCUGAGGGUCGUGGAUCACCAGCACUGCGCGCAAUUCCAGCUGCACAUGCCAAUGGGAACAAGAUCGAUGGCUCAGCAUCCCCCUCAACGAAUACAGAUGAGUGGCAGAAAGCACGCAUUGUGAGUAUUCGCAACCUUCGGUUGCCUGUGGGCACAUUAGAAGCCGGCCAGGUUGGAUCGAUUGGGCUUGUCUUCGAGACAAGUCACAGUGAUCUCACCGUCCUACCAGACACUCCUCAGAUUCGAAGGGGCAUGGUUAUCACCACGUCGUCUAUGGACAUGCUGGAUAGUGAAGCGUCACUCCACGCUUCCCGUGGGUUCACUGCGGUGUUUGACGAAGACAUUGCUCAAUUCCCGCCUUCGGGGACAUUGGUCAAUGUCCUUUUUGCCUGUGUCAGAACUGCUGCUCGGAUUCUUGACGUUUCUAUUCAACAUCGAGGCGAAGCAGGCGAGACACUUGGGCCACUUGACGCAGAACACAAAGCAGAAACUGCAGAAGCCUCUUUGGGAGAUACAGUAACAAAAGUGACUGUAGAGUUAGUGCACAGCCGAAAGUGGGCUGAGUUAGGGUCAUCAGUGAUAAUCAUGGGAAAUGGUAGCCAUGAUGGAUCAGGUUUGCAGGGGUUUGUUGGAAAGAUUACAGCCGUCAUGUGUUGACCUGAAAAGGCGUGUCUAUAGCUGUAUAUAAGUAGGCGUUUGUGUUGUGAGAAGGCGUUUUGGAGAGCGUUAAGAAAUCAUUGGGUCGUUAAUAUAUGCAUUGAAAUAAAUUAUUGUUCGAACAGAUAUCGCAAUCGCAC
Trichoderma asperellum CBS 433.97 is the source of this 3160-nucleotide messenger RNA. RefSeq lists its product as uncharacterized. Gene Ontology annotation, molecular function: translation elongation factor activity; GTP binding; GTPase activity. The record is from RefSeq and is a predicted model, not a curated record. Gene Ontology annotation, biological process: translational elongation. NCBI's taxonomy places the organism in Eukaryota, Fungi, Ascomycota, Sordariomycetes, Hypocreales, Hypocreaceae.